This is a messenger RNA of Alexandromys fortis (reed vole), 2184 nucleotides long. RefSeq names its product INO80 complex subunit E (gene Ino80e). The transcript has 7 exons. Bases 797 to 1480 code for a protein of 227 amino acids. Gene Ontology annotation, cellular component: nucleus; Ino80 complex. NCBI's taxonomy places the organism in Eukaryota, Metazoa, Chordata, Mammalia, Rodentia, Cricetidae. The record is from RefSeq and is a predicted model, not a curated record. Gene Ontology annotation, biological process: chromatin remodeling.
UCAAGACAGAGUCACAGUCCGACUCCUGCCCUUUCCAAUCCAGACUCUUAAUACCCUAUGCACCUGAGGUCAGGGGAACCUCAGAAGAAGCUGCGCGUGAAUUCCAGCAUCUCAUCUCCAGGCGCCAUUUUGCGCCACCGGGGAUUGGUAGCUCCCGCCUUUUUUCUUCCGGGCCGCCUUCAGUGAGAUUGACAGCAGUUUGCGCACGCGCAGUGACGCCGCUCCUGAGGGGCGGGAUCAUUGGGCCUCCGCCGUUCAAGCGCUGGGACGGAGAACUUUGCCAGAUCUUGCUUUUCCUAAGCAGUUGGUGGGUCUCGAAGUUUCUGCUCUUUGCUAAAACUACUUAUUAAAAUUCUCAUUAGAAGCCGAAUUCGCCGCCGGAAAUCUCUGGCUGUAACGUAAUCAACUCUUCACGCUGCUCUGUGGUCAGGAUAUCCAAGUCAGGUCUCUGUGGUUUCGGAAGGCAGAAGGGAAUGGGUAUCCUCGCCAACACAAUGCAUUUCUGGUUUUCUUUUAUGGCUCCCAAUCUUUAGUCAGUUUAGAAUCAACCGCCCUUCAGCGUCCGGCUCCUCUGUGACCUCAGCGCACCGCGAAGCCAUUGGAAGCGGCGUAGCUUUCAGGUCUUUCCCUGGACGGCCAACGGUGUGAUUACGCGCUCUGCGCGCUGAGCACGCCGGGAGUUGUAGUCCGCUUCGUACAGCGUUGCCAAGUCUCCGGAAGUGGAAGUGUAAGAGGCCGGGCCUAUUUGGCUCUGGGUAGCGGGACUCCACACUGGGGCGAUACUCCCAGGCGGGUCAUGAACGGACCAGCGGACGGCGAAGUGGACUACAAAAAGAAAUACAGGAACCUGAAGCGGAAGCUUAAGUUUCUCAUUUACGAACACGAGUGCUUCCAGGAGGAGCUCAGGAAGGCACAGAGGAAAUUGCUGAAGGUUUCCCGGGACAAGAGUUUCCUUCUAGACCGACUUCUGCAGUAUGAGAAUGUGGAUGAAGAUUCUUCCGAUUCAGAUGCCACUGCCUCUUCAGAUAACAGUGAGACCGAAGGGACACCCAAGUUGUCUGAUACACCAGCCCCCAAGAGGAAGAGAAGCCCUCCGAUGGGCAGUGCCCCGUCCCCUUCCAGCCUCUCCUUGCCUACUUCAACAGGAUUUCCGCUGCAGACUUCUGGGGCCCCGUCCCCAUACCUGAGUUCGCUGCCUGAGCCCAGCCCCCUGAGGCCCAAGCUGGAGAAACGGCCCCGCCUACCCCGGAAACUCAAGAUGGCUGUAGGACCCCCUGACUGCCCUGUGGGUGGGCCACUGGCCUUCCCUGCCAGGGGUUCUGGGGCCAGUGUUGGGGCAGCCCUGACCCCCCUGCCUCCUCCCAAGAUGCCCCCACACACGAUCCUGAGCACCGUCCCCCAGCAGAUGUUCAGCGACGCAGGCAGCGGGGAUGACGCCCUGGAUGGAGACGACGACCUGGUAAUCGACAUCCCGGAGUAGCCGCCAUGACCUGCCGAGCCCCGCACAACACGCGCGAGCGAGCCCACUUCUCCAAGAGAUGUUUAUUGAUGCCCAGUUGCCAUGCUUCGGCCACUGACACAAUCAGAAAAGGCGUAAACAUGCACAAAUGUCCCCGAGGAAGGUGGCAGGGGCCCUGCCCUCACAUCCCAGCCCCAUCCAGGGGACAGUUAUUUAAAUGAGUGGCCAAGAGGAUCUGCCACAUCUUAGGGAGCAGAGACCCUGUGGAGGCCGCCCCUUUAGAAGAGCAGCUGAACGGGGCUCGGACUUUUUAAAGAAGGCUCUGUAUUAAAGGGCUGGCUCUUUCUUUCCUUGUUCUUUCCUCCUUUGGAAAUGUCCUCCUCUAAUCUCCCCUAAUCCGACCUCCUCCCUGUGCAGCAGGGGGCCGGGCAGCCUGGAGAGGCCAAGAGAGGAGUAGCAGGGUGGGGUAGGGGCACUGGCAGGACACCCCACAUGGCCCCGUGCGCGUGGGGGUUGCAUAUUUGUGGUAACAGCAAGUCAGGCAGGAGAAAGUUUGCAUAUGUGAAAUAGCUCUCCAUGGUCCCUCACAAGAAGACAGACCCACGGUCACAGAGACUCACAAAAAUAAGACAGGUAGUGUGGGGCAGGGGGCAUCCCACCCCAUGUAAACGUGCAACACACUCGUGCGAAGGUUGGGUACUGGACCCGGCCCCAAGGGCCUGUGC